AUGAAUGCUUUUGUGCUCGGCCCGCUCUGGCCAAGUCCCACUGGGACUAUUUUGUCGGUCCCUUGCCUCAACUCUCGAGUGCAUUCUAUCGCUUGUCCUGCGCUGUCGUCCCACGACAGAUCAUCAGCUCUCGCUGGAAGCCUUUCCUGCCCUUUCUUUGCUUGCAAAUCUCAGCCUUGUCGAGAUUGUUGCUUCCUUUGGAAGGUGACAACAGCAGAAAUCUUCCGUCCUGAUGGAGUGUACAUUUUCAGUGCUCACUCUCUCUUGUCAGAAGUGACCUUUGUCGGAGUGGAAGUGAGUGGAGCCGGUGACAAAUCAGUUUCGUACAGACCAUUCAUCUCAUCGAAACUGGCCAUCAUUUGCAAGUCACCUCGUCUAUUGCUGAAAGCCAAAUGGCCAGUGUUCGGUGGAGGCAACGUCGACCGACGUUGUCCAUUCGAUUACAGCAAUUUGGCUGGCCUCACGAGACGAACGGCCUGCGCAUGCUUGAACUCGAUCAAAUAA
Molecule: messenger RNA, 504 nt
Organism: Protopolystoma xenopodis
Lineage: Eukaryota; Metazoa; Platyhelminthes; Monogenea; Polystomatidea; Polystomatidae
Source: the annotation of a GenBank genome assembly